Molecule: messenger RNA, 699 nt
Organism: Racocetra persica
Lineage: Eukaryota; Fungi; Glomeromycota; Glomeromycetes; Diversisporales; Gigasporaceae
Source: the annotation of a GenBank genome assembly
AUGGCUUCAGAUGUAGAAGCAAAAAAUUCAACAUUACGGGAUGAACAAGACACGAAAGUAGUAGAAGAGCCUGAAAUGACACAAGAAGUACAAAUUAUGCCUAUGAGUGAUAAUGAUACUAAUGAGGAAAAAUCAUCUACUAUACCCACGGAAAAGAGCAAAAAUGAAGAACAGCCCACAAAAGAUAAAGAGUCUCCAGACGUUGACGAUGAUGAUGAAAAUAAGUCUGAUGAAUCUGUUGAACCACUGCCUACCAAAAGGACCAGACCAUCAACUCGAAAAAUGAGUUCACCAGUUUCUAAACGUAGAAAAUCGACAGCAUCAAAUUCAUCCAAUCAAACCCCACCAAAACGAGGUCGCGGCCGUAAACCUAGCAUCAAAUUCGAAGAUGAAGUCGAAUCAGAUGAAUCUCAUCACGAUCAAGAUGAUGACGACGAUGAUUAUAAGGCAGGCGACUCUGAUUAUGAAGAGGUAGAAAAGAAACCAUCCACGAAGAAAAAGGGUAAAAGUGGUCAAUAUCCGAAAAAGAAAACCGCCUGGAAAGUUGAUGAAGAUAACUAUAUGAUUGAUUUUAUUUUGGAUGAAAUGACCUCUCCUGCUUGGAAUCGAAUUGCUAAAGGUCUCAAAGGUCGUACACCGAAUUCUUGUUUAGUUAGAUGGAAAACAUUGCAAAAACGAUUGUAUCAAAAUACUUCAUAA